This is a messenger RNA of Gilbertella persicaria, 1657 nucleotides long. RefSeq names its product general substrate transporter. Lineage: Eukaryota; Fungi; Mucoromycota; Mucoromycetes; Mucorales; Choanephoraceae. Bases 363 to 1649 code for a protein of 428 amino acids. The record is from RefSeq and is a predicted model, not a curated record. Gene Ontology annotation, molecular function: myo-inositol:proton symporter activity. Gene Ontology annotation, cellular component: membrane. The transcript has 6 exons. Gene Ontology annotation, biological process: transmembrane transport.
CAGAAGAAUAACUCUGCAAGACAAAUUUUUUAUUAUUAUUAUUAUUAUUAUUAUUCUCUUUUUUUUCUUCUUUAUUCUCAUGACACGCCAAGAUUACGAACCACUUGCACAGGAACAAGAAACCUUGUUGGAUAUUGAACAAAAGACAAGCUAUGUCUAUUUCCUAGUGUUUUGUGUGUGCAUAGGUGGUUUCUUGUUUGGCUAUGAUACAGGAGUUAUUUCUGGUGCUUUACAGCCAUUGCAACAUGAUUUUAUUUUAUCAACACAGCAAAAAGAAUGGAUUGUAGGUGGUACAACCAUGGGAGCUGUUGUAGGAGGGCUUGUUGCUGGCAUGUUAUCAGAUCAGUUUGGAAGAAAGGUACAUGCCAUUAGUGUUAUGUGCUGCUUCUAUUUUCAUUAUUGGCUCUGUUAUGCUUUCAGUAGCUACUCAUUAUGCCACACUGUUGUUGGGUCGAUGGGUUGUUGGCCUUGGUGUAGGUAUUGCUUCGAUGGUUAUACCUGUUUAUAUUAGUGAAGUAGCACCUAAAAGUUUUCGUGGUCAAUUGGCCACGUUGAAUACGCUUGUGAUUACAUUUGGACAGGUCAUUGCUUAUCUAGUGAAUAUUGUCUAUGCUGACAAAAAGAGUGGAUGGCGAUACAUGUUUGGACUAGGUGCUAUUCCUGCUCUUUUUCAAUUAGGCUUCAUGCCUUUUUUGCCUGAAAGCCCUCGCCGUAAUAUAGCUUGCCGUGAUGUAGUGGCUGCUAAGCACACACUAAGAAAGAUUUAUGGUCCUUAUGUAUCAGAUGAGUUCCUUAACAAUGAAAUUAAAACAAUUCAAGACGAUUUGAGUGGUCAAGGCACCUAUCAUGAUCUCUUCUUCAAGCAUCAGAACCUAAAGCCUUUAUUGAUUGCUUGCUUAUUACAGGCUGCUCAACAACUGUCUGGGUUCAAUACAGCCAUGUAUUAUGCUGCUACUAUUCUUCAUAUGGCAGGUUUUCGUCAAAACUCAACUGUCGUGGCCCUGAUUGUAGCAUUAACAAAUAUGCUGUUUACUAUUCUUGCUGUUCACUUGAUUGAAAAGACAGGCCGUCGUCGUAUUUUACUAUGGACGAUGGUCUUCAUGAUAGCAAGUUUGGUUGUGUUAGGUGGAUCCUUUGCUGUUCAACAACAAGGCCUGGUGUCCAAACAACCCAACUGUGAAGACUAUCUUCAUUGCACCCGUUGCUUGUUGGACGAUCGUUGUGGCUGGUCUAUCCUUCAAUCCUGUGUCAGCAAAGACUCUGUUGAGUCCAUGGCCAUGUGUCCUCAAAGACCUAUGGAUGGUCCAAUCACCAUUUUACUCCUGGCCUCUUUAACAGCCUAUGUAGCAAGCUAUGCAUUAGGUCUAGGAUAUGUUCCUUGGAUCAUUCAAAGCGAGCUGUUUACACUAUCUGUUCGUGGCAAAGCAAAUGGGGUUGCUACAGCUACCAAUUGGAUCUGUAAUUUGAUGGUUGCUUCUACGUUUUUGACAAUGACCAAUGCUCUUUCAACAGCAGGUGCAUUUUGGCUUUAUGCAUGUAUUUCUGCUAUAUUAUGGGUUGGUAUUUAUUGCUACUUACCCGAGACUUCUGGUAGAUCUUUAGAAGAAAUUAGUGCAUUGUUUGUUCAAGACACAUGUAUGAAUACCUAAAAAAAAAA